AUGGUCACAGUAUCAUCAGGUAAGACAUCGUUUAAAAAAAAAUAAUGUAUGCAGUUAAAUUUAUAAGGUUUGUAGAUAAAUCAUUGUUUUAUGGAGGAACGUUGAAAUUAUAACUUGGAUACUGUUGUUAGUGUAGCACACCUAGGUAGGGCAGUAUUGCUUGGUCAUCUCCUCACAUACUUCUUUCACUGUUUGUGAUUGGUGUUUAAUUGGUUAAUUAUGUAGGCUUUGCUUUAAGUCGAAAUUGACCCUAUGAAAAUGAAAAUAUAGGAGUCAAACACAUAAACCAAUUAAAGGGUAUGAUAAAAUGAGCAGAGUUCAUCUUAGCCCAUAUUGAAUUGAGUGUUAAUUGGCAUCACCUUAAUCCAUAUAAAUCAUUUAAUUAAAAUGAUUUCAAUUAAUUGGUAUUAGAGGAACAGCAUGUUAUAUUUUAUGGUUGUUUUCACUGGUAAAUGUGUCUGCAAUUGAAUGUGUUAAUAUGUACUUAAUUGUGCCUUCCUGAAUGAUACCUUUUCUAAAAUGUUUUUUCUACUCUACUAAGCCAGUUACUUAAUGUUCGAAUUAUUCACUUUUAUUAAUUCUUAUUGUUGUUGCAUUGUUGAGAAGGAACCUGCAAGUAAGCAUUACGUUAGACGGUGCAUACCAUGUGUAUCCUGUACAUACGACUAAUAAAAUAUUAAACUUAGAGAUAGUUAUACCUCAAAGAAUACAAGACAACCAACUACAUGGAACUAAAUGGUGCCUUAUAGGGGCGGCAGGUAGCUUAGUGGUUAAGAGCGUUGUGCCAGUAACCGAAAGGUCGCUGGUUCUAAUCCCUGAGCUGACUAGGUGAAAAAUCUGUCGAUGUGCCCUUGAGCAAGGCACUUAAACCUAAUUGCUCAUGUAAGUCGCUCUGGAUAAGAGCAUCUGCUAAAUGACUAAAAUGUAAAUAUAGUGCAAGAUUAAAUGAACAAUUAGUUCUUAGGUUAUAACUGUGUAAUGACCAUUUUACCAUGGUAAUUCCUAGUAGUUACCAGGUCAUUUCUGUACAUUCAAAUUAAGUUUUACCUUUCUUUCUUUCUUUCUUUCUUUCUUUCUUUCUUUCUUUCUUUCUUUCUUUCUUUCUUUCUUUCUUUCUUUCUUUCUUUCUUUCUUUCUUUCUUUCUUUCUUUCUUUCUUUCUUUCUUUCUUGCUUUCUUUCUUGCUUUCUUUCUUUCUUUCUUGCUUUCUUUCUUGCAGCAACCACAGCCCCCACUACUCUGCUCACUCUUAUGAACUGUGGAACCCCUACUAACAACGUCUACAGCAUCGGUUGUGUCGCUACCGGGUUUUCGCCUUCCUCACUCACCUUCAAAUGGACAGACGCCAGCGGGAGUGCGCUGACGGACUUCAUCCAGUACCCGGCGGUCCAGAGCGGGGAAACCUACACAGGAGUCAGUCAGCUCCGCGUGGAUGAGAAUGUCUGGAAAACCUCAACGACUUUCAAAUGUUCCGUGGAACAUCCUGGAGGUAAAAAGACAGCAGACAUCAAUAAACCAGGUAAGAUGUGGUCAUUAUAUUAUAUUGAAGUUGGCUCUAUUUUUCUAAAGAUUGCAUUUUAAUGUUUGUGAUGUAAACUAUUUAUGUUUAGAAAACCUGAUUAUACCUUUAGAAUGAUGCUUGGUGUUUAUCCUGGAUGUCUUUGAAAAUAUCAGUAUUAUUUCAAUAAGGGGUUAAACUAACAUGUGCCCAUGUCUUUUCUCUCAGUCUCAGUGUCUUUGCUGUCGGCGCCCAUUGGAACCACCCAGUACCUGAUGUGUAUGAUUGAAAAUUUCGCCACCAAGGAAGUCACUGUCACCUGGAAGAAGAAUGACACGGAGGUGGAGGGCCUGACCACUACUGUAGGACAACAGCAGUCAGGCCUCUUCUCAGCCAGCAGUCUGCUGAAGGUCAUCAACACUGACUGGAACAACAAGGUCCAGUACAGCUGUAUGGUGCAGCACCAGAAACAAACCAUCACCAAGACGAUCUCCAAAACAGGUCUGUACAUAGGAGUAGACUGUACUACAAUUGAUGUCAUGCACACAUACAGGAUCUCUAUUAUUUAGUGAAGUUCCUCAUCAGUAACAUUAACAUGUCAUGCUUUCCCACUGCUUCCUUCCCCUUUCAGAACCACUGACGGUGACUCUGAACCCACCGAGUGUGAAAAAGGUGUUCUCGGACAACCAAGCAGUGCUGGACUGUGUCAUCACUCGUACAGACCAGGACACAGUGUCUGGUACCACUAUCAUCUGGCAGGUCAAUGGACAGGCCAAGAUGAAAGGCAUCAUUCUGAAACCUAUUGAAUCAAAGGGCAACCUGAACAGCAAGGUCAGCACUCUGACCAUAGACCAGCCAGAGUGGACAAAUGUGAACAAAGUCCAGUGUUCUGUCACGAAGAGUGGUGAAGUCACACCGGUCAUUCAGGACCUCAGCUUCACCAAAGAAAGUAGGUCACUGAGACUUCUCAAUGUGGUUGUGAUAAGUGGUCACAUACUCCAGGUUCUGGAGAGGAAGCCACAGGAUGUGCAGACUUUUGCUCCAGCCUAGCGCUAACACACCUGAGUCAGAAAAUCAACUAAUCAUUAACUAAUCAUUAACGCUUAUUUGCUUACUUGAAUCAGGUAUGUUAGUGCUGGGCUAGAACAGAAACCUGCACACCCCUGUGGUGCUCCAGAACCAGGGUUAAGGACCACUAUGUUGGAUUUUAAACUGAUAUUCAAAUACUGGUUUUCAUAGGUGCCUACACAUACAUGAGUGUAACGUUUCUCCUUAAAAUCAAUCCUCUUGCAGGUCGAGCCCCUUCAGUGUCCGUCCACCUUCUCCCGAAGGAAGACACCGAGAAGGAGGAGAACGUGACUCUGGUGUGCCUGGUGGUCAGCCCGUCUCUCUGUGACGUCUACAUCAUGUGGAAGGUGGGCAGCGGCGAGUACCAGGAGGGGGUCACCAGCCCUCCUCAGAAAACCCCGAAAGGCAACUACUCUGUCACCAGCGUCUUCACCACCACCAAGGAUAAGUGGGAGACAAACGUGCUUUUCACAUGCGCCGUCAAGUACGCCGGCUCGGACAACAACACCGCACCUAAGGAGAGGAGUGUGUCGAACUCCAUGGGUAACUCAUGUGAAGACAAGUGA
Molecule: messenger RNA, 3131 nt
Organism: Coregonus sp. 'balchen'
Lineage: Eukaryota; Metazoa; Chordata; Actinopteri; Salmoniformes; Salmonidae
Source: the annotation of a GenBank genome assembly